UUAUGUUCAGUGCUGAAGCAGAGCUCAUACAAGCAGCGCUUAAAUAUUUCCCUUAAAUUUUAGUUAAAAUUAAUUUGACGGCAUGGAUAUAGCAAAGGACAAGCAGAGCGAUGAGCUACUCAAACGAAUUCACAAUGAAUUGACGGCCAUUCUGGCAGAAGAAACAAAAGAUCCAGAGCGAAAGUUGUCUUAUGAAACACUUUUAAGGCCCAAUCCGUUGCCCAUCUUCGGAGCCGGCAAGCAGGCAAAUGGGAAGCCAAAGAAGUCCGUGACAUUCCCCAAACAGUCGGCACACAAACGAGUUGAGGGUACAAAAGCUGUAGAGCCACGUCUAGCUGGUGGUGAUGGCCAGAAAAAGGAGUCUGAGCCAACGACAUCAUCCUCUGCUGCGUCGGAGAAGGCUGAGCUGGAGGGCGGCAAGUGGGAUGUUCCACCCACGGAUCGCACACUCCGAACCGAGUUCAUGGACUCGUCCGCGGUCAAGAGCAUCGACGGAGACCUGCAGAAGAUGCAGGUGGAGCUGAAGCAGAGCUACGAGCUGUUCCAGGGCAUAGGCGAGAAGUUGGAGUCGAUCAACUUCAGCUGCCUCAAGAGCCGCAUACGCGACCUGCACCUGAACAGCUCCACCAGCGAGGUGGGCAAGAUGGCCACCGAUGAGUUGCAGAAAACAUUUGAGGCCCACUACGUGAAGAAUAAUCUGGACAAACUGACCGCAAACGUGAGCCAGGGCUUCCGCCGUCAUCCCGGGGAGUUUGGCGACAUUCCAGAGCUGAGUACGUUCUUCCAGGCCUGCACGCAGCUGGAGCACGGCUUGGAUGCAUUGAAGCAGCAGCGCCGGCGCAGCAAUGAACUCGAGAAGCGCCUCUGCUGGGCCACAGAGAUCGCCUACGAUCGCAUGGACGAGAUACGCAAUGCGGUUGGCAACAAGCCGGAAUCCAAUUUUUAAACUCCAUUUUACUCAGUUGACGUUGGACAAUGUUCCUUUUGGGGUCUUUAUUUUAUCAAAUUAAAAUAAAAUUCUCACAUACGUGUACACAAA
Drosophila subobscura is the source of this 1039-nucleotide messenger RNA. RefSeq lists its product as uncharacterized. The coding region runs from base 83 to 946 and encodes 287 amino acids. The record is from RefSeq and is a predicted model, not a curated record. The transcript has 2 exons. Lineage: Eukaryota; Metazoa; Arthropoda; Insecta; Diptera; Drosophilidae.